GGGGGACGGGUAGGGGCGGGGCGGGAGGCGGAGGUGCCGCGUAGGCCCAGGAGGCCGGCCCGCCGGGCUGGGAGCUCGAGCCCCAUGCGCGGCCGCCUCCCCCCACGAUGUUCCCCUCCCGGAGGAAAGCGGCGCAGCUGCCCUGGGAGGACGGCAGGUCCAGGCUUCUUCCCAGCAGCCUUCCCCGGAAAUGCUCCGUCUUCCACCUCUUCGUUGCCUGUCUCUUACUGGGCUUCCUCUCCCUGCUCUGGCUGCAGCUCAGCUGCUCUGGUGACAUGGCCUGGGCAGCCAAGGGACAAGGGCAGGAAACCCCAGGUCCACCCCGGGCCUGUCCCCCAGAGCCGCCCCCUGAGCACUGGGAAGAAGAUCCGUCAUGGGGCCCCCACCGCCUGGCAGUGCUGGUGCCCUUCCGAGAACGCUUUGAGGAGCUCCUGGUCUUUGUGCCCCACAUGCAUCGCUUCCUGAUCAGGAAGAAGAUCCCACACCACAUCUACGUGCUCAACCAGGUGGAUCAUUUCAGGUUCAACCGGGCGGCACUCAUCAAUGUGGGCUUCCUGGAGAGCAGCAACAGCACAGACUACAUCGCCAUGCACGACGUGGACCUGCUCCCUCUCAACGAGGAGCUGGACUAUGGCUUCCCUGAGGCAGGGCCCUUCCAUGUGGCCUCCCCAGAGCUCCACCCGCUCUACCACUACAAGACCUAUGUCGGCGGCAUCCUGCUGCUCUCCAAGCAGCACUACCAGCUGUGCAACGGGAUGUCCAACCGCUUCUGGGGCUGGGGCCGUGAGGACGAUGAAUUCUACCGGCGCAUCAAAGGAGCUGGGCUCCAGCUAUUCCGCCCCUCGGGAAUCACAACUGGAUACAAGACAUUUCGCCACCUGCAUGACCCAGCCUGGCGGAAGAGGGACCAGAAGCGCAUUGCAGCUCAAAAACAGGAACAAUUCAAGGUGGACCGGGAGGGAGGUCUGAACACUGUGAAGUACCGUGUGGAUGCUCGUACAGCCCUGUCUGUGGGUGGGGCCCCGUGCACUGUUCUCAACAUCAUGUUGGACUGUGACAAGGCUGCUACCCCCUGGUGCACAUUUGGCUGAGUUGGCUGGACAGUAAGGAGGCUUGUACCUACAGGCCACACUGCUAUUCAGGCGCUGGACAAAGCCUCAGGCCCUGGGCCCAGCUCCAGUAGGAUGUGGAGUGGUCUGCAGGCUACGUGUUUGCAGCAGCCUGGCCCCCAGAGGCAGGCUUGAGCCAGGACAAGACACACAGGGUGCCUGGGAUGCUGCUAGCAAUAAACAGUGAUGGAGAGAGGCUGGGAUGUGGCUCCCAACCGGGACUCUCCACCCUGCCUCUGCUUGCCCUGCUCUGCCCCCCUUUGCAUGCUGAGACCUGAGGGCUUUUGUUCCUUCCUCCAGGACCGCCUCAUGCAGAGAUAUGGUUUAGAGGCCAGGCUGCUGAUUUGAGUGGCCAGGGCCAUUGGGAGGCUUAAAGUACAGAAACCAGAGAGCAAGCCCCACAGAAAGGGGACAACUGAGAGCAGCUCUAGCUGGUUGCCACCGUGUAGGAAUGUGGGCCUGUGUUGUCAGAUCUUCUGAUUUUUCAAAAGAAACUAGAAGUCUGGAUUCUUAAGUGAAAUUGGUUAAUUAUUAAAUGAUAGCAACUAAUUGAAACUUUUAAAAAGUAUGGCAGUCCAAACAAAAUGUGUUGUGAACCACCAGUUUGUCACUGUGGCUGAAGGGAAGGGGUAGGACAAAAGAUGACAUCUCUCUUUGUAAUAAGCUGGCAAGGAGCUGGGUUAGGGCUGGGGAUGGCAAGACCAGGGGAAGCUCAGGUGGGAGAGAAGCCAAAGACACAAGGUUCCUGCUGCCGCCCACAGCCCCUAGGCCUUGUUGUUUCGGGGCAGUGGGACCACCGCCAGGCUCUAGUGAGCUCUGACUCUGGGAAGGGGACUUCGCCUGCCUCACUAAGGUGGACCGAUCCAGAGGACUGGACUCAGGGCAGGCAGGAUGUGUCGGCAGUGGCUCAGUCAUGGCUUAAGGGAGUGAGGGCCGUGUUUCUGAUGCCAGAGGAAGAAGAUGAGAAGUGGGAGAAUCCCUGGGGUGUUCCCACAGCACAAGCGAUCACCCAAUGCCAAGGAGAGGUGAGGGAGGGGAGCUGAGGGGACUAUGGAAUUGGGGAGUGAUCUUGGAGGGAAGCCUGGGGCCAAUGAGAGUGCGAGGCCACGGGUCCUGCAAAGUAGAUCACUUCUUUAAGGCAUUUGACUGCCAAAGAUUGGCGGCAGAAGUCCGAGGGGACUGGGACAGUUAGGCUAGUUUAACAAGUAGGACACCUGGAAUGCUGGAGGAAGAGCUUGAGGUCCUACAGUUCAGGAGGGUGGAUUCAAUAGCUCUGCUCCAAAAAGACUCCUCUGAGCUGCUGUGUGCAGUUGUGUGGGUUGUGCACUGUACCCUAAGCAUAAGCCAAGAGACUUGAGCAAAGAUGAGCAGAGUGAAGCUUCAGGCUCCAUAUAACUGUUCACAUGUUUAACAGAGGGUCUUUGUGAUCCUAAAUUGGUCUUACCCAGUGAUUCAGCCCCACAGUGAGGGGCACCCAGGCUGCAAUUACAGUGCAAGGGUGGUGAGCAGGACUUACUCAACUUGAGGUCCAGGAGAGGGGAAUAGUGUGUUUUCUGUAUGCCAGUCUCCCGGGCAACCCUGGCUAAAUCAUCCUGGACUUAAGUAAUGUGGAGGCAAAACUCCAGCCUCUUGGAGCUGGUGGGAAUGGAUGUGGUAUCAUAGCCCUCAGCUCUGUACUCAUCUGGCACAUAGCAAGACCUCACAAAAUGUGGGUGUUCCUUUAUACCUGCACCAAGGAUGUAGAAUGAGCAGAAGAAAAGCAGGAUCAGCUCACUCAGCCUGGGCUGGGGCACAACUCCGACCUGGGGCCCCACACUCCGCUAUGGCUGCUGCUGCCACCUCCAGGAGAGUGGGAGAGAGCUGAGCAAUGUUUUGCAGGGGGAAGAAGCAGGCAGCUCUACUGCUUCCUCAGUGCCUUGAUUGCCUCCUCUGUGGAGUGGAGCUAACAUCCCUGUCUCGCUGGCCAGAUGUGGAUGAAAUGAAUCCAGGAUGAACUGGCACCUGCUGAGCAUUCACCGAGUACAACAUGCUAGGUCUUAUUGAUUAAUCGGUCUUGUAGCUGAGGAUGGUGGAGCACAGAGAGCUAAGUAGCUUGCCCAAGGUAAAAGAGUUGGCACCUAGUGGAACUUGGCCUUAGGGCAGAUUCCUUCACUCCUGACCUUCACAGCUGGUCCCAUGCACAGAUGUUCCUUAUCCUCCAGACUGUUCCUCCUCUCUCUAGCUGGAGAGGGCUCCUGGGGAGGGCUAGCCAACAUGGUUUGAUGUCCCUCCCACCUCUGAGAGGAAACUAGGGCCAUGGGUGAGAUACAAAGUGUCUGCCCCAUGCUUCCUCUGCUGGAUUAAGAUGGGGAUUUGGCUGCUGGGUAGGUCCCUUGGAGCAUCAGUCGGACCAAGAGCGUGGCACUGUACCUGAGGAAUGUACAAGGUGCUUGGGAAAGGUCUCCAGGAGGCGUAGGCUUGCUGGUAGAGUCAGUUUGCUGUCAGAUGGGAAGAGUUCUGGAGGGAUCAGCAUGUGCAAGGUAGAGAGAUGAAGAGAGCAUGUUAUGUUCAGGGAUCUGGAAGGAGCUCUGGGUGUCCCUGGUUUGCCAAUACAGUGCAGGAGUGUGUGUGUGUGUGUGUGUGUGUGUGUGUGGUGGGGAGGUGGUGACAGCAAAGGGAAGGUUGGGUGGACCAUGAGGAUCUGUGUAUGCCACAUUGAGCAACCUAUACUGUAUUCUCUGGGUUCAGUGUUUUCAAGCACGGGGAAAUUUUUGAGCAAGGAGAGACCUUUCUGAACCCACAACUUUAAUGUAUUGAGACAACACUCUAAUCAACUGAGCUAUCCUGCCAGGACACCACUGUCAAUUUCUUAGUUUUGACCAAUGCACUAUGGUUAGGUAAGAUAUUAACCAUAGGGGAAGCCAGGUAAAGACUAUACAGGAAUUUUCUGUAAUAUCUUCAUAAUUUUUCUGUAGAUCUCAAAUAUUCCCAAAGGAAAAACAAUUUUUUAAGAUAAGUUAUAUAUGAGCAGCAUAGCAAUUGCUCAGCUGAUGAUAGAAUCUUGCUGUUCCCUUCAGGCUGACAGUUGAGAAUUUCCUCUGCUACUGCAUCUGUCUGAGCUAUGCCCCCUCACCCACAAGUAAGGUUAAGUUGAGGACUCCUCAGGCUAUGAUAUUGGACCAGAAAGAAGUAAAUGGAAAAGGUAACUAUUUGUUGUCUGAUAGUGCAGCACCGAGUAUUUCCUUCCCAAGGAAAGGAUGUAGAAGAUAUUUUUCCUUAAUGAUUACCCCCAGUGUCCCCUUGUCCGCUCCUUCAUAGAGGCCUUCCUAACUACCCAUUCUUAAGAGUUCACACACAAACUCACACAUACAUCAUCCCUUUUUAUUGCUCUCACGGCUAUCAUCAUUAACUGAAAUCUUAUUUAUUUUCUCUCCCCUGUUCCUUCAUCUCACUAGAACUUCAGCCCCCUGAUCUCAGGACCUGUGUAUCUUGUUCAUUGCUAUGUCCUCAGUACCUAGCACUGGGCCUGCUGCCUCAUAGGCACUCAGUUUUAAUGGAAUUGAUUGAAUUGAAAUUCCCAGGUGACAGGUUGCAGCCCACAGCACCAGCUGCUGUUGCCCAGGCCUUCUCUGCCCUAAGGCUGAUGUUUUGCUCUCCUGGCCUGUCCUGAAGACCUGGGCCACCUCUUCCCCACACCUGACUUCAUCUUCUUUGUUCACUUGCCCUUUCCAUCUUGUUUACCUGUCUGCCAGCAGCUGCUACACUACCUGCCAGCUUUAAUUCUGCUUCAUUUAAGCUCAUUUGCACCAAUUUCCUUUUUUAGAACAAUCCACGCAGUCCCCUGAAGAGCAGCACAUGCUGUGGGCGGCCCUGCUUCCCUUUUCCUAAUGAGCACAGAGCAGCAGUUUCCUUCCCUCUGAGCACUCGCUGAAAGCCCUUUGCCAGACAGGAGAGGCCUAGACUCAGAUGCUCAUUUCCUGUGGACCUGAAGCCAGGGGCACACGCUGUGGAAAUUCUGAAUUUUAAGGGGAUGGAAAGUCCAGAGUGCUUUGGGGGCUGACCUGCUUCCUGAGGUGACUUUUCCUCCCUCACAGCUGUAGGACCCACCCCACAUCCUCAUCACUGGGCCUUUAGGCCUCGCGUUCCUGGGGGCUACAACUCAGGAGCGAGUCUGUUCUGCUCCCUAGAAAUUGGAGUGAGAAAGAGGUUCAGGAGCAGUGGCCCCACCCCAGGGAAUGUUCUCUCUCACCCUUAGCGCUGGCAACACCAGAGGCUGCAGAACUGCCCUUUCCGUGCAGUGGCCUAGAAUCUCAGCCCAGAAUGGGAAAACACAGACUUCCCAGCACAUUGUCACAUCCACCUCUCACUUGCUGCUGCAGAAGGCUCAGCAUAAAA
Messenger RNA from Myotis davidii, 5483 nucleotides. It is a transcript of the gene B4GALT7, whose product is annotated as xylosylprotein beta 1,4-galactosyltransferase, polypeptide 7. The record is from RefSeq and is a predicted model, not a curated record. The transcript is spliced from 6 exons. Gene Ontology annotation, molecular function: xylosylprotein 4-beta-galactosyltransferase activity. Lineage: Eukaryota; Metazoa; Chordata; Mammalia; Chiroptera; Vespertilionidae. The coding region runs from base 108 to 1091 and encodes 327 amino acids. Gene Ontology annotation, biological process: carbohydrate metabolic process; proteoglycan biosynthetic process.